Molecule: messenger RNA, 1029 nt
Organism: Aspergillus mulundensis
Lineage: Eukaryota; Fungi; Ascomycota; Eurotiomycetes; Eurotiales; Aspergillaceae
Product: isopenicillin N synthase family dioxygenase
Exons: 5
Coding region: 1-1029 (342 amino acids)
Source: RefSeq, a predicted model, not a curated record
AUGGCCUUUCAGGAGGUCGACUUUGAUAGCAUUCCCAUCAUUGAUCUAUCCACAUUAGCCAGCCCUCAUACCCACGAGCGCCAGAAGCUUGCAGACCUUGUCAACAAGGCCUGUGCCGAGGUUGGCUUCUUCUAUAUCAAGAACCAUGGGAUCUCUGACGAGCUCAUUGAUCGUACCUUUGAGGCUGCGCGCAACUUCUUCGCCAUGAGCGACGAGCAAAAGAUGAGUUGUUAUUUAGGGAAAUCAAAAAACUUCCGCGGCUACAGUCCCUUGUACGGCGAGAAAGCAUCCAAUCCAGAACUCGAAGAACCAGCCCAAGGAGCCUUAUCCGAGGCGUUCGACAUCGGGUACGAGCUCGCUGGCGAUCUUCGAAAAGGCCCCAAUGACCCGCCACCCCAGGAUGCGUAUGGACUGCACGGCGAUAAUCAGUGGCCGGAUGAGCGUCUCCUCCCGGGCUUCCGGGAUGUCUAUUUCGAUUAUUUCUCUCAAGUCCUUGAGCUCUCACGAAAACUAAUCAGGAUCCUUGCGCUCGCGCUGGAUCAAAAAGAGGACUUCUUCGAUUCGGCGGUGGAGUAUCCAGGCGUGGCUUCGAGGAUGCUGCAUUACCCGCCUCAGCCGGUAGAAGGGCAAGGGAUUCCAGGGCAGGCCGCUCACACGGACUGGGAGUGCUUCACAAUCCUAGCGCAAGACCAUGUCCCCGGUCUGCAGGUUCUCAACAACCAGGGAAAGUGGGUGCUCGCGCCGCCGAUUCUAGGGACGCUGGUCGUGAACAUUGCGGAUUGCCUCGCUACGUGGUCGAACUAUCGGUUCAAGUCCACUAUCCAUCGUGUCGUCAAUCUCACGGGGGAGGAGCGGUACUCGAUUCCGUUCUUCUUUGGCGUGGACUACAACACCACGAUUUCCAUCAUGGAGAACGGAGGCUCCGGCGAGAAAGCCCGCAGAAAGCCAUUUACUGCCGGUGAAUAUGUGCAUCAGAAGCUGUCGAACGGGUAUAUUGGUUAUGACGGCGAGUCAGAGGAGAAAACAUGA